AUGGCUGCCCUCAGGCCCCUGGUGAAACCCAAGAUCGUCAAAAAGAGGACCAAGAAGUUCAUCCGAGGGAUUGACAACAGGGUGCGGAGGAGAUUCAAAGGCCAGAUCUUGAUGCCCAACAUCGGUUACGGCAGCCACAAGAAAACGAAGCACAUGCUGCCCAGCGGCUUCCGGAAGUUCCUGGUCCACAAUGUCAAGGAGCUGGAAGUGCUGCUGAUGUGCACCCAGCCGGCCAUCAGAGUCACCAAUCCCAACAACGCCAGGCUGCUCAGUGAAGAGAACGAGUAG
Molecule: messenger RNA, 288 nt
Organism: Tupaia belangeri chinensis (Chinese tree shrew)
Lineage: Eukaryota; Metazoa; Chordata; Mammalia; Scandentia; Tupaiidae
Product: 60S ribosomal protein L32-like
Exons: 3
Coding region: 1-288 (95 amino acids)
Biological process (GO): translation
Cellular component (GO): cytosolic large ribosomal subunit; ribosome
Molecular function (GO): structural constituent of ribosome
Source: RefSeq, a predicted model, not a curated record